Messenger RNA from Leptinotarsa decemlineata (Colorado potato beetle), 853 nucleotides. It is a transcript of the gene Mgat1, whose product is annotated as Mannosyl (alpha-1,3-)-glycoprotein beta-1,2-N-acetylglucosaminyltransferase. The record is from RefSeq and is a predicted model, not a curated record. Gene Ontology annotation, cellular component: Golgi apparatus. Gene Ontology annotation, biological process: protein N-linked glycosylation. Gene Ontology annotation, molecular function: alpha-1,3-mannosylglycoprotein 2-beta-N-acetylglucosaminyltransferase activity. Lineage: Eukaryota; Metazoa; Arthropoda; Insecta; Coleoptera; Chrysomelidae.
ACAUUUCAAUAUUUUUUUUGUUUUCAGUGGAAUGUUCUUUGAAAAACAUCUGAAAUUCAUAAAACUCAAUGAAGAAUUUGUGCCUUUCACAAAGAUGAACCUUAGUUAUUUGCUGAAGGAGAACUAUGACAACGGUUUUGUAAGAAAAGUGUACCAAAGUCCAAUCAUAAACUACCAAGAUCUCAAAGACGGGAAGGUGAGACAUAAUGUUCCCACUAGAAUUAUUUAUAAAACAAAGGAAGAAUAUAAGCUAAUUACAAAAAAGUUGGGACUGAUGGAUGAUUUUAAGAGUGGUGUACCAAGGACUGCCUAUAAAGGAAUUGUAACUUUUUACUUUAAAGGAAAAAUGGUACAUCUAACACCUGAUGCAAUAUGGACAGGCUACAACAUUUCAUGGAGUUAAUUAAUAAUUACAACUGAUUGUGGAUGGUGCCUCUACCUACGGUACUUAUGUCCAAUGUGGCUGCCAGCAAUAAAAAAUGUUUCUGUCUAUUUUGGGAGUUCUAACUUAGCGUACCUUACUCACCCACUUAUGAAUUUAGUGUUCUUGAAUUGAAAGAGUUGAUAGUAAGACAACUAGUUUGAAAGUGCUGGCAUGCCCCAGAAGUCCAGGUUAACAAAGUACCAGCAGUGGGUGCAGAAGCAAAUUGUUCUCUCUUUUGUAUAUCUCUUCCUCUUCUUAGUUAAUUAAUUUAUUAUUCACUUGUGAUAUUUUUGACUCCAAAACGGAUUUUUUGAAAAUUCAAUUGUUAUACUAUAAGUACUAAAUUGUUGAAUACUUUUGUAUAUAAAAGUAAAAUUCACAUGUCUUGUAAAUAAUGGUGAUAAAUAAAUGAGCAAAUUAUGGUUGUGA